AUGUCUAUCCCAACGACCAUGAAAGCCGUGGUGGUCGAGAAACUCGGCGGCCCUGAGGUCCUCGAGUUCAGAUCCGACCAACCCGUCCCAACCCCACAGGAAGGCCAAUUGCUCGUUAAGAACAAUAUCUCCGGCGUCAACUAUAUCGACACCUACUUUCGCACGGGUCUCUACCCAUCAUCCAAGCCGGAGAUCCUCGGCCGUGAGGGCGCCGGGACCGUGGUCGCACUGGGCCCUGGUUCUAACCCGUACAAUUUCAAGAUCGGCGAUCGGGUCGCUUGGCUGACUACAAGUGGUUAUGCCGAAUACACAGCCGUCCCCGCCGUCAAGGCCGUCAAGAUUCCUGAUGAGAUCACAGAUGAGGAUGCCAUUGCUGGCUUCCUGAGCGGCUUGACAGUUAUUACCCUUGCUAAGGAAACCUAUGCUGUCCAGAAGGGCGACUGGGUCCUUCUGCAUGCGGCCGCUGGUGGUGCUGGAUUCCUUAUGACUCAGGUUCUUAAAUCCCUUGGUGCCAAGGUGAUUGGAACUGCAGGUGGACCGGAGAAGGUCGCCUUAGUGAAGAGCCUAGGUGCGGACGUGGUCAUUGAUUACCGUAGUGAGGAGGGUAAGGAUUGGGUGAAGAAGGUUAAAGAAGCGACUGAUGGACGGGGUGUUGACGUCGUUUAUGACUCUGUUGGAAAGGACACCUGGGAGGGAAGCCUGGAGGCCGUUAAGAGGAAGGGUACUAUCGUCUGGUUUGGUAAUGCUAGUGGUCCGGUACCACCUCUGCCUCUUGCGAAAUUGUCUCCUAAGUGUGUCAAGGUUGCUCGGCCCACCCUGUUCGGCUACAUUGAGACCCGCGAAGAGUUUGAAUUCUACGUGAAUGAGCUAUUCGCCCUGCUCAAGUCUGGGCAGCUGAAGGUCAAGAUCCAUAAUAUUUACCCCUUGGAGCAGGUUAUCCAGGCUCAUACCGACCUGGAGGGCAGGAAGACCACUGGAAAGCUCCUUCUCAAACCAUGA
Molecule: messenger RNA, 999 nt
Organism: Aspergillus alliaceus
Lineage: Eukaryota; Fungi; Ascomycota; Eurotiomycetes; Eurotiales; Aspergillaceae
Product: quinone oxidoreductase family protein
Exons: 2
Coding region: 1-999 (332 amino acids)
Biological process (GO): cellular response to oxidative stress
Cellular component (GO): cytoplasm
Molecular function (GO): zinc ion binding; quinone reductase (NADPH) activity
Source: RefSeq, a predicted model, not a curated record